Messenger RNA from Ceratosolen solmsi marchali, 790 nucleotides. Its product is annotated as pro-resilin-like. The transcript is spliced from 4 exons. The record is from RefSeq and is a predicted model, not a curated record. Lineage: Eukaryota; Metazoa; Arthropoda; Insecta; Hymenoptera; Agaonidae. Gene Ontology annotation, cellular component: extracellular matrix. Bases 200 to 790 code for a protein of 196 amino acids.
GUCAGCCUGCGACUUUAUCCGCCGUCGGGACGGCACUUUGUAUGCGUGCGAACAGCAGAAAGAUCGUUAAAGAGAAAGUAGAAGCUUCGCCAAAUUUACGGAUUCUGUUUGCCGCGGAGGGCUCGUUCAAGCCUCGCGUCUUUCGCUCUUCGUCAUCGAGAGGGAGAUCGACAACAUUGACGGAUAAUAAACCAUCGUCAUGCUUCUAAGCGCCUCACAAGCUCAGCUUGCUCUGCUUUGCCUCACGGCGGUAGCAACCACGACCAGAGAUGCCUUGGCGGACUUGCCGCCAGGUACCAGACGAAACACCUACCUGCCACCCGAGCCCACAAAGGGCUACGACUACAGUAAGCCAACAGGUCCGGGUUUUCCAAGUCCGAGUCCACCACCAGGGCCAACUAGACCUCCCUAUACGCCGUCACGACCCUAUCCUGGAAAAUCCACGUCGCAAACUCCGGAUUAUACAGGAUCGCCUAGUUCACCCGGUCACUCGCAGCACGAGGACGGUCAUGUGCACGAGCCCGGUAUGCCCUUCGACUUCAAUUACGCAGUGAAAGAGGACACUUUCGGCAAUGAUUACUCCCACAACGCCAUAAGCGACGGGGACGUGACGACGGGGGUCUACCGGGUCCAGCUCCCGGAUGGUCGUACCCAGAUCGUCCGUUACACCGCCGAUUGGAAGCACGGCUUCACGGCACAGGUCUCCUACGAGGGGACGCCGCACUUCGAUCCCCCGCGCCCGAUCGGACCCGGACCCGGGUCCGGUCCCGGCAGCUUCCAAGGCUAUUAG